AUGUCCGGGCAGCAGUGGCUCGCAUCCACCACUGCGCUGGGCAGCACCGAAGCACCGCCCAGAGCCGUCGAGGAGCCUUAUGAUGCCCAGGGUUUCCUUCUAGUACGCCAAUAUGACCUGCCAUCCUAUGGCAGAGAGGAAUUGGAGGUUGAUUAUGCGUUCGUCAAUUUCAUGAUAUAG
Penicillium lagena is the source of this 180-nucleotide messenger RNA. RefSeq lists its product as uncharacterized. The transcript has a single exon. Lineage: Eukaryota; Fungi; Ascomycota; Eurotiomycetes; Eurotiales; Aspergillaceae. Bases 1 to 180 code for a protein of 59 amino acids. The record is from RefSeq and is a predicted model, not a curated record.